AUGACUCGUCCAUCAAAGCUAAAAUCCAAUGCUAAAGAGCAAGAAAGAAACAACUAUGGAACGUUUACAAAAAAAUCAAGGAUAUCUGAUGAAUUGGAUGAAUGGGGAGACGAAAAUGAUAGUGGGUGGGAUGAUGAUGAAGUUAGUUUAUUAAACGAAAAAAAAGCUCUUGAGUUGACUUGGUCAGAUAACACACACUUGGAACAAAAAAAACGUGGACCAUAUCUUACCGGAAAAAUAAAAAAAUCAACAUAUUUUGACAAGUAUGGACCAAGUGGUUCCUUUACAAAAGCUGCAAAAAGAACCAUGAAAAUUUCAACUUUCAUGAAUAGAAAUCAGACAAUUCCGGAUGAUUUUGUAGAAGUUUUGGAUGAUUUGGAUGAAGAGGAACAGAAUCAACUCAAUAUAGAUGAAAGAAUCAAAAAUCUAAAGACUUAA
Rhizophagus irregularis DAOM 181602=DAOM 197198 is the source of this 438-nucleotide messenger RNA. Lineage: Eukaryota; Fungi; Glomeromycota; Glomeromycetes; Glomerales; Glomeraceae. The record is from RefSeq and is a predicted model, not a curated record.